AUGGGAAGAAGCUAUGAUUACAGUCCAUCGCCACCAAGAGGUUACAGGAGAAGAACUCGCAGCCCAAGUCCUCGUGGUCGUUAUGGAGGCCGUGGUAGGGACCUCCCAACUAGUCUUUUGGUGAGGAAUCUUCGUCGGGAUUGUAGGCCUGAUGACCUUCGUAGACCAUUUGGAAAAUUUGGUCGCCUUAAAGACAUAUAUCUGCCAAAGGAUUACUACACUCGGGAACCUAAAGGAUUUGGGUUCAUCCAAUACUUUGAUCCUGAGGAUGCUUCUGAUGCAAAGUACCAUAUGGAUGGGCAGAUGCUGCUUGGAAGGGAAAUUACUGUUGUUUUUGCAGAGGAAAACAGGAAGAAGCCUUCUGACAUGAGGGACAGGGAAAGAAUGAGUGGCAGAGGCCGUUCUUAUGAUCGGAGGUUGCGCUCAAGGUCACCUGGUUACAGCGAUUCUCCUAGGGGUAGAUCAAGGUCCCACAGCCCAAGCUACUCGCCAGCACCUAAGCGAAAGCACUAUUCAAGUGAACUUCCGUGCUCAAAUGUGUCUGAAGUUUGUAGUUGCAUGUUUGCUUUUGUAUGGUUUAUUUAUCCCUGUGAUAUGGUACCCUUGCGAUGUAUUGUUACAAGCGCGCAGGGCUGA
Miscanthus lutarioriparius is the source of this 636-nucleotide messenger RNA. The record is from the annotation of a GenBank genome assembly. Lineage: Eukaryota; Viridiplantae; Streptophyta; Magnoliopsida; Poales; Poaceae.